This is a messenger RNA of Mercurialis annua (annual mercury), 1398 nucleotides long. Its product is annotated as homeobox protein knotted-1-like 6. Gene Ontology annotation, cellular component: nucleus. NCBI's taxonomy places the organism in Eukaryota, Viridiplantae, Streptophyta, Magnoliopsida, Malpighiales, Euphorbiaceae. Gene Ontology annotation, biological process: regulation of DNA-templated transcription. Bases 191 to 1204 code for a protein of 337 amino acids. Gene Ontology annotation, molecular function: DNA binding; DNA-binding transcription factor activity, RNA polymerase II-specific. The record is from RefSeq and is a predicted model, not a curated record. The transcript is spliced from 5 exons.
AUGUCCUUUGCUUGUUUCCCAAAAGAUCACUCUCCGUAAUACCACUUCUAAUAAAAAUCAAACAUUCAUUCUGUACUUACAAAAAAACCUUGGGUUUCCUCUCUACAUAUACAAAAUUAUCAUUCAAUUCCCGCUUUAUAAAUUUUGUAUUUUCCUUUAAAUACUCUAAACAGUGGCAGUCAUAAUAAUUAUGGAUGGAAUGUACGGUCUACACUCAUCAUCAACGACGGACUACACCACACCGGAUAAAGCAUCAUCGUUGAUCAUGUCACCGGAGAAUAAUCUGAUUUUACCGUCCGGUUAUAGUUACGCUACUAACAGUUUCUUGUCUUCCGAAGCUUUUCAAAAUCGGAUUAUCAAUCCACUUUUUGUAUCGGACGAGUUAAUCUCGGCUGCGUCUGCGGUUUCUCAUCCUGAAAUUCCGGUGACAGGAACCGGAGAAGAUGAAGAUCAUGUGACCAGUUUUUUCAAAGCUAGAAUUGCUUCUCAUCCUUAUUAUCCUCGCUUGCUUCAAGCUUAUAUUGAUUGUCAAAAGGUAGGAGCGCCACCGGAGACAGCGUCUUUCUUGGAUGAAAUCCGGCGAGAAAAUGACAUUUAUAGAGGAGGAGGAGGAGGAGAAGGAGGAGGCGGUGGUGGUGGUUCUACCUGCUUAGGAGCUGAUCCCGAGCUCGAUGAGUUCAUGGAAACAUAUUAUGAUGUGUUGGUGAAGUAUAAAUCUGAUCUGGAACGGCCUUUCGAUGAAGCAACAGCCUUUGUGAACAAGAUCGAAAUGCAGCUUCGUAAUCUUUGCACUGCUACUUCUUCCACAACUCUCUCUACAGAUGAAGCAUCAGAAGAGGAGUUAAGUGGAGGUGAAAAUGAAGCAGCUCAGCAAAGCAGUGAAGACAGAGAUCUGAAAGAUAAACUGGUGCGGAGGUUUGGAAAUCAUAUAAGCACUCUCAAGUUAGAAUUCUCAAAGAAGAAAAAGAAAGGAAAACUACCCAAAGAAGCAAGACAAACCCUUCUCGAGUGGUGGAAUCUUCACUAUAAAUGGCCUUACCCUACUGAAGCUGAUAAGAUAGCACUGGCAGAUACAACAGGAUUAGAUCAGAAGCAAAUUAACAAUUGGUUUAUAAAUCAAAGAAAACGUCACUGGAAACCCUCUGAGAACAUGCAAUUUGGUUUUGCGGAUAAUGUUUCUGGACAUUUCUAUAUAGAUGAUUAGUAAGUUUUAAUCUUCAAAUUUAACUACUUGAUAUAUAAAUACUUGUAUGAUUAGAGGUCUUCAUGUAUAUUUUAGCAGCGCAAAAUUGUACAAGAACUGAAAUAAACUUUUUUCCUAAAAGAAGUAGAAGGGGGGAAAGAGUAAUUGUAUGUUAUAUUGUGUAUAUUGCCAUUUACUGACAUUGAUUUACUGAA